AUGACUGCUGCUGCUACACCACAACCAGCUUUCUCGCCAGACCAGGUUUCAGUGGUCUUCGUUUUGGGAGGACCCGGUGCAGGCAAAGGCACCCAGUGUGAAAAACUGGUUAAGGACUAUUCCUUCGUCCAUUUAUCGGCGGGAGACCUUCUGCGUGCUGAACAGGGCAGGAAAGGCUCUCAAUACGGAGAACUGAUUAGUAACCAUAUCAAAGAGGGCCUGAUUGUUCCUCAGGAGAUCACUUUGGCGCUAUUGCGCAACGCCAUCUCCGAGAACAUCAAGAACAACAAGCACAAAUUCUUGAUUGACGGGUUCCCCAGGAAGAUGGACCAAGCCAUUUCCUUCGAAAGGGACAUUGUCGAAAGUAAAUUCACCCUUUUCUUUGACUGUCCUGAAGAUAUCAUGCUGCAGAGACUACUGGAGCGUGGCAAGACCAGUGGAAGAAGCGACGACAACAUCGAAUCCAUCAAGAAGAGGUUCAAAACUUUCAAGGACACCAGCAUGCCCGUUAUUGAGUAUUUCGAAACCAAAUCUAAAGUCGUCCGUAUUCGCUGUGACAAGGCUGUCGAGGAUGUCUACAAAGACGUCCAGAAUGCCAUUCGUGAUAGAUUAUAG
Molecule: messenger RNA, 615 nt
Organism: Saccharomyces kudriavzevii IFO 1802
Lineage: Eukaryota; Fungi; Ascomycota; Saccharomycetes; Saccharomycetales; Saccharomycetaceae
Gene: URA6
Product: bifunctional uridylate/adenylate kinase
Exons: 1
Coding region: 1-615 (204 amino acids)
Biological process (GO): UDP biosynthetic process; 'de novo' pyrimidine nucleobase biosynthetic process; CDP biosynthetic process
Cellular component (GO): cytoplasm; nucleus
Molecular function (GO): UMP kinase activity; ATP binding
Source: RefSeq, a predicted model, not a curated record